Xiphias gladius (swordfish) is the source of this 5143-nucleotide messenger RNA. It is a transcript of the gene vezt, whose product is annotated as vezatin, adherens junctions transmembrane protein. Bases 104 to 2563 code for a protein of 819 amino acids. NCBI's taxonomy places the organism in Eukaryota, Metazoa, Chordata, Actinopteri, Istiophoriformes, Xiphiidae. The transcript has 12 exons. Gene Ontology annotation, molecular function: myosin binding. Gene Ontology annotation, cellular component: plasma membrane. Gene Ontology annotation, biological process: cell-cell adhesion. The record is from RefSeq and is a predicted model, not a curated record.
GUUUAACAACCGGCUAACUACCAACUUCUCAGCGGCUGUUCCCGACCAAUGUCGCCUGCAACUUCAUAAUGCGAAACGGGCUGCGUAUAGAUGGCGGAGAGCAAUGACUGAGGAGUUCGAUGAAGAUGUGGUAUUUGAGAACUCUCCUCUUUUCCAGUACCUGCACGAUCUAGGGCACACUGACUUCGAGGCAUGUCCAACGGCAUCACAGGAGGAGGAGUAUGGCGGACAAGAGGGAGACCUCCCCUCUCCUGACGAAGGGCGGCAGAAAACUUCAAGAGGACGGUUAUGGAGUUUGGCUGAGGCACUGUGGAGAUGGAGCCCGAUUCACCAGGCGGCUGCCUCUCAUAAGCUGGAGCAGCAACUGGACUGUGUGUUCGGCCAGUACUCGGUGAGGUGCAUUCUGGACCAGGACGUUCUGCUGCAGGAGGAUGUGGAGCUGAUCGAGCUGUUAGACCCGAGCCUGCUCACCCUCGCCUCCUCCCCCUCUGGCUCAUCCAGCCGAGCAAGCACCCUGCCCAGACCGAGCCUCAUCGCCAGGCCCUCCCUAUGGGACAUGGCGGGGCUGGUUGGCCUGGCCGCAGUGCUGCUGGGUCUCUGCUCUGUGUCUGAGGGCCUCUGGUCUCUGGCUGCGGCCCCAUGGGGCCUGGGCCUGCUGGGCUGGGUGGGGCUGAGGGGGAUCACGCUGUGGAGACUGGGCCGCAUGCAGAGGACCGUCCAUUCCAGGGCCACGCAGCUCCAGACUCUGGUCCACAACAGCAAGACUCUGACCGGCCUGUCUCGCAAAGCCCUGCGUCUGGUGCAGGAGACCGAGGUCAUCUACAGAGGGUUCACCCUUUUGCUCGACAGGGUGAGUGCGGCCAGCUCCUUUAGCAGGGCGGGGCUGGGGGCGGUGCCACGCGGCCAGCAGCUGAUUGGACUGAGGAAGGCCCUGUACCGUGCGCUCCGCUCGGCCUUCAGAGCCUCACGCAGAGCCACCUGUCACAUGCUCAAGGCGUUUCCUCUGAACUCCGAGAUCGAUAAUGUGACCAACUAUGUGUCUGCCGUGCCGCUGAAGGAGCUCGGGCUCGGCCUGGGAAUCGAGCACCUGGGCGAUGAGCAGGCCCAGGAGCUGACAGACGACUACAGCCUGCCUGCCCUGAAGAUGCUGUUCCAGCUGUGGGUAGGACAGAGCUCUGAAUGUUUCCGUCGACUGGCCCUUCUGCUGUCACCAAGCCAACUAGAGGAGCCAGAGGAGGGCGCGCUCAAAGGAGAGACCUCCCCUCCUCCUCUGCCUCCGCUGCACCGGUCCAUCUCCGCAGUCACCGAGCCGCUCCAUCACGCUCUGGCCAGCUGCCUCGGCGAAGUGCAGCGCAGCUACGACUUCCACCGACACUUUGAAACCCAGCCAAGGACUACGGGCUCCGACAGGACCGGACGGGCCAGGGAGAAAUGCCGAGAGCUCAACACCCUGCACACAUCCAUCCGAAGCCUGCAGCUGCACCUCAAGGCCCUGCUCAGCGAGAUGAUCAUCCUGGAGGACGACCUGGAGAAACUGAUGGUGUCCAAGGAACUGACAGAGCUGUCGUGCGAGGGCUACCAGGACCUCAGCGACCGGCUGCACCAGCUGCAGCCGCACAUGCAGGCCAGCAGCGGCUGCUGGGAGGACACCAUCAGCCAAGUGGAGCGCAUGCUGAGGCGGGCCAAUGCCUGUCCAGGUAAUGCGGAGGGUCUGGAGCAGUGUGGUACUCCUGAGUCCGAGAUCCCUGCUCCUCCUCCAUCAUAUCCCUUGAUCCUGGACAGAGACCCUGUGCCAGAGGAGCUGGAGUGGGAGGCCUACGUGUCGGACUCGGACUCUGACGGCGAAGGCAGGGGGUCCUGGUCUGACACGCUGUCACCGGAGGAACGGGAACGUCAGCGGCGGGAGAGGGAGGAGUCUCGCCGCGUCCUGUCGGAGCUAAAAGCUGUUCUGGGCUUCCGUGCAUCGGAGGGGGAGAGGAUGAAGAGGAAGCAGCUGCUCUUCAACGACCAAGCUGCUGUGGCACCUUCAGCUUGCAGUGAGAAUUUAGAUCCCGCCACCAAACCAUCCGACGCUCCGACUUCUGUAGGCUCAGUAGAAACUGGCGAUGAAGAGGGAAACCACCUAUCGGAGCACUCUGCAGGAAACGGAGGGGAGGAAGGGGAAGGAAAAGAUGGCAGGGUGAGGCCUGACCCCUCCACCGAGCCGGCGAUGGAGUUCAGCUGCGGUCUGGAGGCGAAGGAAGGGGAACUGGGGGGGAGUUCGGUCUGCACUAGAGGAGGAGGGGGCGCGUCGGAGCUGCACCAGUACGAUGGGGUCCUGGAGGAGGGGGAGUCCCAGAACGGUCUGGACUGCUUCCUGAAGCCUAAAGUCCCCGCCGUCUCUGUGAUGGACAGACUGACGGAGAUCCACGGCUCGGAGGCUCUCAGCUUCAGCUCCGCCCUCGCCGCUCAGGUGGCGGCACGCUCGCACUCGCUCAUCAGCAUGGAGGAGCAGACGUUCGGAGACGACGGGGAGGAGGACGAAGAGAAGGAGAGCGACAGACGAACCGCUGAGAAGAACUGAAAUAAGACCCGGCCGCUUUAACCCGAGCACUGAGCAGAGACUGUAUUUAUGUCUGAUUGUCAGGGUGUCUUUUAUCGACGGGUCUGUGUUACAUCUUUACUGUUUCUGGUGUGGAGAUAUUUCCAAUUCACUCUCUAUUAUCCAUCCGUCCAUGUUACUGUUCAUUACCCACAAUUCUUACUGCUCUUUUGCUGUUAAAACUCAGGUACCAGAACCACUAAAACAAAAUACGACCUUACAGUGUUGAGGUCAGAAGACCACCACGUUUACUCGGUGACAUCUGCAUAGUUUAAAGUGUUCACAAUCGCUCAGUAGAUGUGGAAACAAAGAUUGUAUGCAACAAGUGAUUGGCUUCAUACGUAAAAAUGUGUAAUCGGAUUGUUUGAGAAGAAAAUGGUUUUAUUCGCAGCCUUCUUACGUGUCUCUGUAAUCAGAACAGUCAAGUCCAAGUUACCGCCGGGACGUUUCGAGCUGGAGUCGAAAAGGUUGAGAGCAAUUUUCAGAGAUAACAGUUUAAGCAAUUCUCCAAAGGUGUGUUCAGACAGAAGGCAAAUACGGAUGCGGUUAGAUGCAAAUGCACCCGCGUGAUGCAAAGACGGGUCCGCGCAGGUUCAAAACGUUUCAUCGUGAGCGGAUAAUCCAGGCUCAUCCCAGGACUUCAGGAAUCUACUUCAUAAACGUGCAGAGACGAGAGGGAGAGGGAGUUCAGAAUUGAAAUUCGAAUACGUCACGUACACGGUUAAACACAGUACAGUGUUUAGUGAAAAGCCAGAGUUCAGUCAGAGGCUGCGCUGAACAAACACAGACACACUCCCACACAAGGCCGCAACUUCUACUGACGCCCCCCCUCUUAGAUUUUUACAGUUUCAGUUUCAGUUUGAGUCACUCACUAUAAGACCACUCAACCGCUUUUAAACUUUACAAGCAGUAGCAAGUGAUUUGCUUUUGUCCUGGGUUUUGCCUCUCAGGCACCAUACAACCUGCCCUACUUGAGGCCGUUGGGCCUUUAUGGUGACAAAAGAAAUAGAAAAACAUUGAUUGAUUUUCAAAGGCUCGCUGUUGACAUUUGAUAAUCAAAUGGUGGUUUGAAUUUUUUGUCAAACAUUUUUUAUAUAACAACAGUAUUUAUCAAACAGUAUCAGGUCUCUAUCAAAGAAAUUAUUACUGGAUUAGUGCAUUAUAAUACAACGAUUUAUGUGGCUUUUUUGGUACACUAACAUUACGAUGGAGAGCCUGAUAACCAGUUUAAUCAUAAUUUAUUAUUUGUUAGAUGAUAUGAAUUUAUAUAAAUGAAGAAAACCUGUACAUAUGCUUACAACUAACUUCUAACUUCUGUAACUUUACAGUUUGAAGAAGUUUACAGAUACUUUACUUAUAUAAAAGUAGAAAUACUCUGUUACAAAAUUUCAAGUAAGUAAAAAAAAAUGAAUUUGUUGGCAUCAAAAUAUACUUAAUAGUACCGAAGUAAGAGUACUCAUUAUGCAGAAUGGCUCAUUUCAGAAUAAUGGUCGCUAUAUUACUGGAUCGUAUUUAUUAACGCAUUCAUGUGUACAUCGCUUUACUGUUGCAGCUGGUAAAGCUGGGGCUGAUUUUGAUUACUUCAUAUACCGCUGGGUAGAUUGUGAAUUCCCCUCGGGGAUCAAUAAAAGUCUUUCUUUUUAUCUUAACCUAUAAAAUGACAUUAUAAUUAAUUGGUUGGUUAUAUUUUAUGUUAUUAAUCUGAAACUACAGAGUAACUAACGUUACCAGAUAAAUGUAAUGGAGCAGAAGUAUAAAUCAGCAUAAAAUUGAAAUACUCAAGAAAGUAUACAAGUACCUCAAAAUGUUACUUAAAUGCAGUACUUGAGCAAAUGUACUUAGUUACUUUCCACCAUUGUAGUUGUUACUUUGGAUGUUUGGGACGAAUAAACAAAAAGGGUCAAAUUGGUGCGAAUGACACGAGGCGGGAAAUUCACCUUGCUUUCUGUCUGAACACCCCUUACAGCAGAAGGGUGACCAUACACACUCACACACACACAUCAAGUGCAAGAAGAGGAGGUGGAAUGCUAUUUUUACUAUCAGCGCGUUAUUUCUGUCCCGUUUCCUGCGAUCCGACCCUGAUUGGACACAAUGGGCGGGACAGUGAAGUGGACGAAUAGCCGAGCGUACAUUCACAACCCUAUUUGCAGCGACAUACUUGUCUAAGAACAAUUCACAACGACUGAAACAAUCCGGGUUUCUCAGCGUCCGUGUUUACAGGGGCAAACUCAGCGGAAAGGUCGGGGGGGGGGCCUUGUUUUCGACACCGAGUUGUGUGGCAUGAAUUUAAUGAACCGUGCUGCUGUGAGGUUUAAAAAUCAAAUACCCGUCUGUGUGCGGGUAUGGUAAUAAAAGAGGAGGCUGGUCUUCUCCCAUGCGAGGGCAAUCUGUAACUUUAUGUUCCACAUGAAGUUGCCAUAAGAGUCUGACAGCCCUGAUGUAUGCCUCCACCUUCCCAGUCUUUCUUGUCUCCCUGUCUGCCAUGUCCUGACCCCUCCUGCACCCUCCCCCCGGGGUGAGGUCUUACCCCUCCUGCAUUUUCCAAUGUGAAAUAAAAUACCA